Molecule: messenger RNA, 590 nt
Organism: Trematomus bernacchii (emerald rockcod)
Lineage: Eukaryota; Metazoa; Chordata; Actinopteri; Perciformes; Nototheniidae
Gene: ucn3l
Product: urocortin 3, like
Exons: 2
Coding region: 35-493 (152 amino acids)
Biological process (GO): cellular response to nutrient levels; digestion; adenylate cyclase-activating G protein-coupled receptor signaling pathway
Cellular component (GO): extracellular region
Molecular function (GO): hormone activity; corticotropin-releasing hormone receptor 2 binding
Source: RefSeq, a predicted model, not a curated record
AUUCUUUAUUGUAGGACACGAGUGAGGACUCAGCAUGCUGUCCUCCCUGAAGACCCUGCUGCUGCUCUCGGUGCUGUGCACGCCGACCUCCAGCCUGUGCCUCCGCCUCUACCGCACCCGCUCCAACCUCCUGUGCGACGACCAGAUGGAUGUGGGGGUCCAGAGUGACGAGGAGGAGCUCCCUGUGGACGGCUGGGGGUCCCUUCUGCAGUCCGCAGAGUACCUCUCCUCUUCCACCUCCACUUCUGCCGAGUCCAGCCGGGAAAAAAGGACUUCAAGUCCCGCGAACUACCGCUUCGUGAGUCGGACGAAGCUCAGAGAGCAGCGGCUCCGAAACAGCAUCAAAGGCGACCGGAGGAGCAGGCUGACCCUGUCUCUGGACGUCCCGACCAACAUCAUGAACAUCCUCUUUGACGUCGCCAAGGCCAAACACAUGCGCGCAAAGGCGGCCGAGAACGCGCGCAUGCUGGCUCACAUUGGAAGGAAAAAGUGAUCAUGUUGGACAACUUCAGAUGUACAUUAUCUGCCAUGACCAGUGUUGGCCUCAAAUGUGAUGCAUUAUUCACUUUCAAAGUAUACGCUUUUGAUUU